GCCCCUCCCUCCGCGCACGCGCCCCGCGGCGCCCCGGCGGCGGAGCCAAGAUGGCGGCGGUGGUUCAGAAUGUGGUCAAGCUGCUGGGCGAGCAGUACUACCGGGACGCCAUGGAGCAGUGCCACAGCUACAACGCGCGGCUCUGCGCCGAGCGCAGCGUGCGCCUGCCCUUCCUGGACUCGCAGACCGGCGUGGCCCAGAGCAACUGCUACAUCUGGAUGGAGAAACGGCACCGCGGGCCCGGUCUGGCAGCCGGGCAGCUCUACUCGUACCCGGCGCGGCGCUGGCGCAAGAAACGCCGCGCCCACCCCCCGGAGGACCCCCGGCUCUCCUUCCCCUCCAUCAAACCCGAGGCGGAGCAGGCUCUGAAGAAGGAGGGGCUGCUGGCUCAGGACGGGAGCAGCCUGGAGGCGCUGCUCAGGACGGACCCUCUGGAGAAGCGCGCGCUGCCCGACCCGCGCAUGGACGACGACAGCCUGGGCGAGUUCCCGGUCACCAACAGCCGCGCCCGCAAGCGGAUCCUGGAGCCCGACGAUUUCCUGGACGAUCUGGACGACGAGGAUUACGAGGAGGACACGCCCAAGCGGAGAGGGAAGGGCAAGGCCAAGGGAAAAGGUGUCGGGGGGGCUCGGAAGAAGCUGGACGCCGCCAUCCUGGAGGACCGGGACAAGCCCUACGCCUGUGACAACAGUUACAAACAAAAGCAUUCCUUGAAACCUCCCGACCGAGGUAGUUCCGCUCUCUCUCUGCUCGUUUUUCCUGCUCUUCCUCCUUUUUUUUCCCCCCCCUUUUUUUUUUUUUUCCAACGACAACAAAAACAAAAAGAGCCCAAAUUCCCCCGUGGAGCCGCGGGAGGGGGGAGGGAGAAGCCAAAGGCCACGGGAGCGACGUCAGCGCCGGCCCCGCUCGGGCCCCCUGACCCUUUUCCAGCAGGGAACGGGGCCGGGAAAACAAAGAUUAACCCCCCCCUGUGGAGCCAGCAAUGGGAAAAACACGGAGUUUGCACCCCAAUCCCGGAGUUUGCACCCAAAUCCCAGAGUUUCCACCCCAAAUCCUGGAGUUUCCACCCCAAUCCUGGGGUUUCCACCCCAAAUCCUGGAGUUUGCACCCCAGUCCUGGAGUUUCCACCCCAAAUUCUGGAGUUUCCACCCCAAAUCCCAGAGUUUCCACCCCAAAUCCUGGAGUUACCACCCCAAAUCCCGGAGUUUGCGCCCCAAUCCUGGGGUUUCCACCCCAAAUCCUGGAGUUUCCCCUCCAAUCCCAGGGUUUCCGCCCCAGUCCCAGAGUUUGCACCCAAAUCUUGAAGUUUGGACCCAAAUCCUGGAGUUUCCUCCCGAAAUCUCAAGAGUUUCCACCCCAAAUCCCAGAAUUUGGAUCCAAAUCCCAGAGUUUGGACCCCAAUCCUGGAGUUUCCACCCAAAUUCUGCAGUUUCCACCCCAAAUCUCAGAGUUUCCCCCCCAAUCCCAAAUCCCAGGAUGUGCUGCUGCCUCCACCCCCCCCCCCAGUUGUUUUCCUGCUCCAAAUCCGCAGAGUUUUGCCUCAAAAAAGCCCCAAAAGCGGGGAUGGGCCGCAGGUGGGGAGGGGGAUUUGGGAUCUUCCCGGGAGGCUCCUCUGCCUCCCCUCGGGAGGAGAAUUCCAGAGUCAGGUUUGGAGAUUGUCCUGGAGCUUUUGGGGGGAGAAAAGGCGAUUUUGGAGCUCCGUGGAUGGGGAGGGAAGCGGGAAUUUCACGGGAAUUUCACGCUGGGAUUGCGGCUUUUCCCUGCUCCUGCUCCAGUCCCAUUUUCCCCACAGAUCCCAGGGCGAUUCCCGGGGUUUUUAUCCCAAAAAUCCCAGCCUGGGCUGCAGGAUCCAGCCUCCCUCUGGAAGUUCAGCCCUGUUUUCCCUGACCCAGCUGCUUUUUCCCUGAUUUUUCCAUGGUCUGGGGCAGAUCCUGAGGUGGAAACGGAUCCAGAACCUUCCGUGGUGUUCUGGAAAAGCCCCAAAAUCAGGAAAUCUCAUCCCAUUCCCAAUUUUUGGAAAAAUGCAGGGGAAACUUGGGAAGCAUCUGUACCAAGGCCUGGAAUUCCCCCUCUGGCGCUGCUUUUUUGGGAUUUGAUCCCAAUUCCUCGGGCUCGUCCUUCCCACGCCGAAAUGGGGCUGGAAAGGGAUUUUGGGGUGUCCUUGGAUAAGGAAAAACCCCAAAAAUCCCUGGAAAAGCAGCUCUGGGGAACUGGAGCCCAUUCCCUGAUCCACGAGGAGCCGGCUUGAGGCAGGAAUCUCCCAAAUUCCGGGGUGGGAAGGGGGAAAACCGAUGGAUUUGGGGGUUCUGAGGAGCUGGGGUGGAUCCAGAGCUCCUGGCACAUCCCUCCAUGGAACCCCAGAAUUCCCAAGGUUCCCCUUC
Molecule: messenger RNA, 2381 nt
Organism: Serinus canaria (Common canary)
Lineage: Eukaryota; Metazoa; Chordata; Aves; Passeriformes; Fringillidae
Product: zinc finger protein ubi-d4-like
Exons: 7
Coding region: 51-1304 (417 amino acids)
Cellular component (GO): nucleus
Source: RefSeq, a predicted model, not a curated record